AGAGAAUAUAAUUUGAUCAUAGCAUAACUAGUGCAUGGCAAAGGAACUGUUUUGUUGAGGAUUUUUAAUGUAUUCAUCAUAGCUUUCAAUGUGGUAUACUUUUACUUCUCUCCUAGUCUUCAACCUUAAGGAAAAACACUGUAAUUUUAUUUUACCAAAAACAUAAGAAAUUUUCUUCCAAUGUAGUUUCUGUCUUCCCUCUAAAACAGAAUUGAGGCAUUGUCUAGUAACAAGGUGGGGAAAUCAGUUUCCUCAAGAGGAAACAUAGUUUCUAUUGGUCACCUCCCUCAGCUGUUUACUGAGAAGAAUUUUUUUGAUUUCAGUUACGGUAAAGCUCUUUGGAUUUUAGCCAAAUUCUCUGAGUUCAAAAGUACAAAGCUCUUUAGGAGGCUUGCUCUUUUUAAAUAUUUUUUCAGAGGUUAAAAAUUAAAUUUCAAAAGACUAUCCAGGGUAGAGAAGAGACCCUGAAAGCCUCCAACAUGAAGCUUGCUCAUGUUAUUUUGUUAUUUUUGUGCUUCUACAAAAGUUUUUGCAAGGAUACAGAUGAAAAUCAAGAACAAUGGACAAAGAAACCACAGCUUCUUUCGACAUCAUACAUACCUCAAAAGGAUCUGCUAGACAACAAGUGCCUAAUUGAAAAAUACACACAUCUCUCCUGCAAAAAAGUCUUCUGUCAACCAUGGCAGAAAUGCAUCGAUGGGACCUGUAUCUGUAAACUCCCUUAUCAGUGCCCAAAGAAUGGUACCUCAGUGUGUUCAACUAAUGGGAAAAGCUACCUAACUUACUGUCAGCAGAAGAGUUUUGAAUGUCUUCAGCCAAAGGCAAAGUUUUUAAAUAGUGGAACAUGCAUAGCUGAAGGACAAUUUAGUGUUUCCUUAAAGUAUGGAACUACCACUUCUGAGGGAAUUGUUGAAGUAAAACUUGUAGACCAAGAUAAGAAAAUGUUCAUAUGUAAAAAAGCCUGGAGCAUAGUGGAGGCUAAUGUGGCCUGUCUUGAACUUGGAUUUCAACAAGGUGCUUUGGAGGCUCAAAAAAGUUUUGAAGUUCCUGAAGAUCUCCAUAUAAAUUCUACCGAAUGUCUGCAUGUGCAUUGUCGAGGAUUAGAAACUAGUUUGGCUGAAUGCACUUUUAUUAAGAGAAGAACUAAAAAUUACCAGGAUUUAGCUGGUGUGGUAUGUUACACACAGAAUACAGUUUCUUCAGCAAAUGACUCCUUUCGUUGUGUGAAUGGGAAAUAUAUUCCUCAAAAGAAAACCUGUAAUGGUGUCAAUGACUGUGGAGACCAAAGUGAUGAGCUGUGCUGUAAAGGAUGCCGAGGCAAAAGUUUCCUUUGUAAAUCCGGUGUUUGUAUUCCAAAUAAGUAUAAGUGCAAUGGUGAGCUGGACUGCAUUACAGGAGAAGAUGAAAUUGGUUGUAAAGAGGAAACAGAACUUUUGACUGCUAAUAUGGAUGCAGAAAGAAAACGGAUAAAGUCACUUCUCCCUAAACUAUCCUGUGGAGUUAAACCCAUCCGGCCCACUCGAAGGAAACGAGUUGUCGGAGGAAAGCCAGCAGAAGUGGGAGACUUCCCGUGGCAGGUGGCAAUUAAGGAUAAUGAGAAAAUCAACUGUGGAGGAAUUUAUAUUGGAGGCUGUUGGAUUCUAACUGCUGCACACUGUGUCAGUGUCAGUAAAGCUCACCAUUACCAAAUAUGGACAUCAUUUCUACAUCUGUUAAGACCUGAGGAAGAGCUAGUUGUUCAGCUAGCAAAAAUUAUUAUCCAUGAAAACUACAACGGAAGCAGCUAUGAAAAUGACAUAGCUUUGAUUGAAAUGAAAAAACACUCAAAGAGAAAAGAAUGUGUGCUGCCUAAUUCUGUCCCUGCCUGUGUCCUGUCUCCAUAUCUAUUCCAACCUAAUGACAGAUGCAUUAUUUCUGGCUGGGGCCGAGAAAAAGAUAACCAAAAAGUCUAUUCACUUCAGUGGGGUGAAGUUAAGCUACUAAACAACUGCUCCAAGUUUUACCCGGGUCGCUACUUUGAAAAAAAAAUGGAAUGUGCAGGUACAGAUGACGGUUCCAUCGAUGCCUGUAAAGGGGACUCUGGAGGCCCCUUAGUCUGUCAAGAUAUCAACAAUGUGACUUAUGUUUGGGGUGUUGUGAGUUGGGGUGAAAACUGCGGAAAACCAGAGUUCCCUGGUGUUUACACUAAAGUGGCCAAUUAUUUUGACUGGAUUAGCUAUCAUGUAGGAAGGUCUCUUAUUUCUCAGUACAAUAUAUGAAAUUGUGAUCUCUUCUGCUCUUUUCCUCUUGGGAGUUGGAUUUUGAUUGAAAUGAUACUACAGGAUUAGUACUUCUCUAGGGAAAAAAUAAUAAAGCACAUUUAUUGGAUAUUUUUAAAGAUCUCUAACAAGCCAUAUUAGAACUUUGCUGUAAAUUAUCAAAUAAAUAUUUUAGUCGAGCAUA
This is a messenger RNA of Lynx canadensis (Canada lynx), 2442 nucleotides long. It is a transcript of the gene CFI, whose product is annotated as complement factor I. Gene Ontology annotation, cellular component: membrane. Gene Ontology annotation, molecular function: serine-type endopeptidase activity; protein binding. NCBI's taxonomy places the organism in Eukaryota, Metazoa, Chordata, Mammalia, Carnivora, Felidae. The record is from RefSeq and is a predicted model, not a curated record. Gene Ontology annotation, biological process: proteolysis.